AGAUCAAAACUUCGAAAUAAUUACUCGGUCUUCUCUCACAGCUCAAUCAAUCUAUCGCAAUGGAUCCAAACCAGCAGCAACAACAACAACAACAACAGCCUCCUCAAGACGGCGCCCAAAACGAGGAUUACCUUGACAAGGGCCUCGACUUCGCCGAAAAGAAAUACGGUCAAGGCAAAAUCGAUCCUGUCAAGAUGCGUGACACCAACGAGAAGAUUACCGACGGUGCUCGUAACCUCUUUGAGAAGGUUACUGGAAAGCAUGUUCCUGAGAAGUUCUCCAAUUAGACUUCAUAUAUGUUGAUGAGCUAUGAAGCGAUAACUGUAUAUUGAUGAUAGCUUAAAUUACUCAAUUCUGAUUGAUAAUUGAUAUUACAGCUAAUCUGCUCUACUAAUUUCAAUUGAAUUAC
This is a messenger RNA of Talaromyces stipitatus ATCC 10500, 409 nucleotides long. RefSeq lists its product as uncharacterized. The record is from RefSeq and is a predicted model, not a curated record. The transcript has 3 exons. The coding region runs from base 60 to 287 and encodes 75 amino acids. NCBI's taxonomy places the organism in Eukaryota, Fungi, Ascomycota, Eurotiomycetes, Eurotiales, Trichocomaceae.